GUAUAAACAAACAUUGACAUGAGGAAUACAUGGUUUGCCAUUUAUUCGCAAGUAAAGUAACCCAUCAAAUGUAACGUGUCCUGCUCACGACAAAAGGGGGAGGCCUUUAAGUAAAAGUCGGAAAGGUCAAAAUCCAUUUUCAACCGCUGUAACACAAGACUUCCAUCUUCACUGCCAUGUGACAUGUGAGAGAGAUCUAACCAAACACAGAAUUCAACAUGACGCUCUUCUCUUAUCUAAACAGAGCUUGUAAUGGCUUCCCUUCUUCCUCUAAGCUUCUCGUCGUUUUCUCUCUCAGUAGUGGGGGCCUUGUUGCUUACUCUGAAUCACAAUCAAGCAGUGCUCCAAAAAACACAGAACUUGAAAAAUUACCAAAAAAGAAAAAGGUGGUUGUACUUGGAACAGGAUGGGCUAGUAUAAGUUUCCUUAAGGAUUUGGAUAUUUCUUCAUAUGAUGUUCAAGUGGUUUCUCCUAGAAACUAUUUUGCUUUCACUCCUUUGUUACCUAGUGUUACAUGUGGAACAGUUGAAGCACGUAGCAUCGUGGAGCCCAUUCGUAACAUCAUUAAAAAGAAAAAGGGAGAAAUUCAGUUUUGGGAAGCAGAAUGCACCAAGAUUGAUGCAGCAAACAAGAAAGUAUCUUGUCGAUCCACCAUUGAAGCAAACAUGGGAAAAAAAGAGUUUUCUAUUGAUUAUGACUAUUUGGUCAUUGCAACGGGCGCAGAAGUAAAUACCUUUAAUACCCCUGGUGUCAAGGAGCAUUGCCAUUUUCUAAAGGAAGUUGAAGAUGCUCAAAAGAUUCGUACAAGUGUAAUAGAUUGUUUUGAAAAUGCUAUCCUCCCAGGGUUGACAGAAGAAGAACGAAGAACAAACCUUCACUUUGUAAUAGUAGGAGGGGGGCCCACAGGAGUAGAAUUUGCAGCAGAACUACAUGACUUUGUUCAUGAAGAUUUAGCAAAAUUAUAUCCCAUGGUUGAAGAUAAGGUUAGAAUAACCAUCAUCCAAUCUGGUGAUCAUAUUUUGAACACGUAUGAUAGUAGAAUCAGCUCAUUUGCUGAAACAAAAUUUGCUAGGGAUGGUAUUGAUGUAAAUACUGGAUGCCGGGUUAUAAGUGUAACUGAUAAGGAGGUCAACAUGGAAGUCAAAGCCACGAGUGAAAAAGUAUCCAUACCUCAUGGAAUGGUUCUUUGGUCAACUGGUGUUGCGACCCGACCCGUUGUGAAGGACUUCAUGGACCAAAUUGGACAGGAAAAAAGACGGGUUUUAGCUACAGAUGAAUGGUUGCGAGUUAAGGGAUGUGACGAUGUUUAUGCUAUCGGUGAUUGUGCCACACUGGUUCAACGAAAAGUCAUGUCGGAUAUUGCUGCUAUAUUCAAGGCAGCUGACAAGGAUAACUCAGGCACACUAAUUGUGGAGGAAUUUCAGGAUAUUAUUGAUGACAUAUUAAUUCGUUAUCCCCAAGUGAAUCUCCAUUUGCAGAGUCAGCAUCUUUCGAGUGUGACAGAUCUUUUAAAAGAUCCACAAGGAAAUGCAAGGAAGGAAGUUGAUAUUGAAGACUUCAAAUUAGCUCUUUGUCAGGUAGAUUCUCAAAUGAAAAGUCUCCCUGCAACAGCUCAGGUUGCUGCACAACAAGGGACAUAUUUGUCAAGUUGCUUCAACAAGCGGGAGUUGGCUAAUUUUCAACCAGAAGGCCCUCUCCGGUUUAAGAGUGAAGGGAGACAUGAAUUUAUUCCAUUUAGGUAUAAGCAUUUGGGAUCAUUUGCACCUUUAGGUGGUGAACAGGCUGCAGCUGAACUCCCGGGAGAUUGGGUUUCAGUGGGUCGAAGCACACAGUGGCUUUGGUACUCUGUUUAUGCAAGCAAACAAGUGAGCUGGAGGACAAGGGUGUUGGUUGUAUUUGAUUGGACAAGGAGAUACAUUUUUGGUAGAGACUCGAGUCGAAUUUGAAUCAUGUGGGCUUUCACAUUGGGUUAACUUGUUGGAUGGAUAUAAAAUGGAAGCAAAAGUGUUGUGUGUUGUGUGACAACUUUCCUCGUUGACCCUCACAAGCUGAAAUGUCAAGAUGUUUUCGUGUUUCUUAUGUAAAUGUCAAACCAGGAUCUGUCAAAAAAUAUGAUAUUUACUGAUGUCUGUUUCAGCAACGUUCAUGUUUUUCCAUUUUAAGUUCGAAUA
This is a messenger RNA of Lactuca virosa, 2171 nucleotides long. NCBI's taxonomy places the organism in Eukaryota, Viridiplantae, Streptophyta, Magnoliopsida, Asterales, Asteraceae. The record is from the annotation of a GenBank genome assembly.